CCUGGCGGCCCUGAAAACGCCACGGGACCGUUUACGCACCGAAUUCGGCCACCAUCAACUAGAAAUACACGUACGGAGAGUUUUUAAAGAAUCAUAUAAACGUUAAUAUAGUGAAUAGAUAUUAAAAAUCAAUUAAAUGAAUAUAUCGUGAGCACACGAAGUCUCACGUACGAGCAUUUGAAGUCGCGGGUAUUAUUUCGUGUAGUGUGUGAUUUUUUUGUGUCAAUGCCCAACUCAACGUGUUGUAUAUUUGUGCUGAAUGCCCUGGUGAUCGUUUAAUGCCUUCCACAUUAUCCUCAUUAUUCGAUAUGUCAUUGGAAUUAAUUUAGUUGUAUGAAAAUGUGGUUAUGGAGAAUUUUAGAUUGAGGUGAUUUUGUGUGGAAUACUGAGUGUGACCGACGGGAGAGUUAACGUGAGACCCUGAGCAACGAUGAGUGGUAGAGCAUCGCGAACGUGGGAGAAAAGCGACAGCAGGGAUCAUGCCUGAGUUUAUUGGUUCGCGUGUGUAAAAAAAUAUACGAGUGAAGCAUAAAAGAGAGAGGAGAGUAAUUGUAAAAAAUUCAAAGGCUAAUGGCGAUUCGCGAGAUAUAUGUAUAGAUGAUAUAUAUAUGUAACGUGAAUAUAUAUAUAUAUGAAGUUGAGAAAAAGUGUCAAGUGUAGAGGGAUAACACGGAGGGAUGAUAAAUAAGUGAAUUUUCGUGCUCGAGAAAAGUGCAACUUCCUCUCUCGUCUAUUCCAAAGAGUUCUCAACUCUAAUUUAUCUUUCAAACUGAAUUUGCUUGUCACAAAAGGUGGUUCAUUAUUCAACUUAAGGUAAUCACGGGAAAAUUCGUGCGGAUGCACGGACGCGCGUGCAAACGCGUGACUAUACAAGGUGCGUCAGUGUACGCAUUUAUUUGUGUUUGUGAAUCCUCGUGACUUGGGAGGAUUUAACGCGGGAAAUUCGUGUUCUUCCUGCAGCGGAUGACGUCAUUACCGUACAUAAUGCUCCAAGGGUGAUGGAGACAGUGGGCAAGCAAGUCCAGGUAGUGAGUGGACUGGGGGUGGGGGGUCCGGUGGGGGGAGAUCUUCACCAUCAUCACCACCCCCACCCCCACGGGGGGCACGGACACUCCCUAGUUGGCGGUGCGUCCACCCCCGCUCGCGUGCAGGCCCAAACACAUCAGGGUCAACCGCCACCGCCCUCGCACAAUCAGCAUUUACCAGCGAGAUCCACACCCGUACAGCUGCACCGUCCAAGUCAGAACUACAUAAACAUCAAGAGCAACAGUCCGGUACCAGCGCGCACUGUAGCCGUCAGUAGUUAUGUACAGGGUGGAACUGGUACACCGUCAGCCAGUGGUGUAGGACCACCAGGUAACAGUGGAACUGGAUCAACUGCUGGCGUAACUGGCUCUGCCGGUGGUAAUUACGUCACAGUGCCGGUGCCAAGUGGUCUUAGAUAUGUGCAUUCUUAUCAACCACCACCAGUACCAUCCGCCCCCGUCAAUCAAACCCCACCACCACCCGGUGCAGCUGCCGCUUACACCAGGGAUCCAUACAGAAAUGCGACAUCUAAUGUAUCGGAGAGGGUGGCGAUAAGUGUCAGCAGUAGUCCAGUAACCCAAGUGGGUGUUGGUGUUGGUGUUGGCGCUAAUGAAUAUCCUCCGAAUAGCCGGGGUGACCGUCCACGAAUAUCCCUGUUACCACCAGCAUCAGUAGCACCAUCACAAUCACCAACAAAUGCUGAUUAUCAUGUUACGAGUAAUAGGAAUCAACGGGUACUGAUGCCAAUACUCGCUGCUGAACAGUAUGGCAGACAAGUGGAAAUGGCAACGUUACAGGAGGCACCGCCCUUCAAGAAGAUACGUCUUGGUCAGCCCCAGCAACAACCAUCCUGUCAGACUAUUUCACCGGCCGAUGUGUGCAUUAAACAGGACCAUGUACAGCUGCCUCAACCACUCAGGAUAGAUACACGGCCGACAGCAGGUGCCUACACACCACAGACAGAGGCUAUAUCACCUACCCUACCCGAGCCAACAAUCCAAGAAGAUGCAGCAUUUCGUGUUACCAAGGAUGAAUUGCUUCAGCAAAUUGGCAAAGUUGAUCGUGAAAUUGCUAAACGGGAGGGUGAAAUUACGACACGUAGGAAAAAGCUCAAGACAUUGGAGGAGACGGCGAAUAAACCCCUCGAGCCGAGUGGAUUAAAACGACCGGUUGAGGAGCAAUCGCAGCCGAAGCAUCAGUCACCGGCCCAGAAAAUUUAUGCUGAAAAUAGAAAAAAAGCGGAAGAGGCGCAUCGGCUAUUAGAUAGGCUAGGACAGAAGGUAGAGCUGCCGUUGUACAAUCAACCGUCAGAUACAGAUGUCUAUCAAGAGAACAAAACGAGGCAUCAGACGUGCAUGAGAACACGACUUAUUGCUAGAUUACGUAGGGAACACUCAGAACGUGCCUCACUCCAUCGACAACAGGCUCAGACUUAUGCGAUACUCGUUCAAGAGUGGCAUCGCAAGGUCGAGAGGCUAGAGUCAGCGCAGAAGAGAAAAUCCAAGGAGGCGAAAAAUCGAGAAUUCUUCGAGAAGGUAUUCCCGGAGUUGAGGAAACAACGGGAGGACAAGGAGCGUUUCAACAGGGUUGGUGCUCGUAUCAAGAGCGAGGCUGAUCUUGAGGAGAUUAUGGAUGGGCUUCAGGAACAGGAGAUGGAGGAUAAGAAGAUGCGUUCGUACGCUGUUAUUCCACCGUUACUGCUCGAUGCCAAACAAAGGAGAAUUGCAUUUCAAAAUAGAAAUGGUUUACUACAACCUGAGGAGCUGGAGGCACUUCACAGCGAGAGAAAAUUGAUAAAUGUUUGGAGUGCUGUUGAGCAUGAAUUGUUCAAAGAGAAAUAUCUACAGCAUCCCAAGAAUUUUGGAGCUAUAGCUCAAAACUUAGAACACAAAUCAGUUCCUGACUGCGUGCAUCAUUACUACCUCACUAAAAAAGCUGAAAAUUAUAAACAAUUGUUGCGAAAGUCGCGACAGAGAACGCGUAGCUCUCGAAAUAAUCCUAACAAUAAGGUAAACAAUAGUAGUUCUAGCAUUGGACCGAUAGAUAUAUUAACGACAGGUGUAACGACGAGACUGCAGCGUGAGCAGCAACAGAAGACCCAAGAGAAUCCGAUAGAUAUAUUAACGACAGGUGUAACGACGAGACUGCAGCGUGAGCAGCAACAGAAGACCCAAGAGAAUCCCCAAAAUAAUUCGACAUCAACCACUACCUCGUCCACAACAACUACUACGAAUACCACCAACAGCACAACAACAACAACAACAACAACAACCACAACCAGCACACCUAGUUCUUCACAACCAAGUACAUCGGUAACAACAAGUAGUAGUAGUGGUACAGCAAGUGAUACGGGAAUAGUGACAACCGCUGCCUCCGUCCAGAGUACGACGACAUCGACAACAACUGUAUUAACAACGUCAACGUCGAGCGCCAAAGAGGCGAGAGAAGCUAACAAGGAGAAUAAAGAGAAUAAAAAUGAUACCAAGGAGUCUGUUAAGGACGUCAAGGAGGACCCCAGUGGGGAUUCUACGACGGGGAAGGACACUAAAUCAACGGAAAGUUCGGGUGGUAAUUCAUGCGUGAGUGUGGUGGGUGCAAAUGAAACAGUGGUACAAACAUCUGAAACGAAGGACAAGAAGAAGCAGGCUGCUGUAGCAGCGACGAAUGUUACGAGUAGUAGAACGAAGGACAAGAAGGAGAAUCAUGCAACACCAAUGGAAACGAGUGACGAGGAGGCCCAGACAAUUGACCCAAUUGAGAGUGGGAGGCAACUGGGUCCCCAUGCCUGUGCAAUAUGCCAAAAUGUCGUCGAGGGUGGCAACCAGUCGCGUGCAUUGUCACGCAGCCAGGCGUCCCAAUAUGGUCUUAGGGAGGAUCAGGUGCAGCCUGGUGCACGUGUAUGCAACACAUGCAGGUGUAAAGCUGUACGUGGUCGUUACACUGCCUGUCCACUUCCAGGCUGUCCAAAUGUCAAUAAUGCCAAUAAUAAGACGAGAGUUAAAAGACUCAGGGCACUGCCACCUAAAUGGAUGGAAUUACCCCCGGAAAUACGGGAUCCUGUUAUUCAAGAAUUUCAAAUACCAAACAAUACCACAAAAUGCUGUUCAGCCUGUUUCAACCGAAUAUCCCGUCGUUUGGCGCCUCACCUGUCAGGUGGUGGUGAUGCCACUGAUGAAGCGUCUGAAUCAAUAGCACGACAAUGGACAGAAGAUGAGCUCAAACAACUGAGACGUGCCCUGCGUGAGCAUGGAACAAAUUGGCCAAAAGUGUCGGAACAAAUACCUGGUAAAUCCAAUCACCAGUGCAAGAAUUACUACCUGACUUAUCGUAAGAAAUUGGGCCUGGAUCAGGUGGUGGCUGAGUACUAUCAGUCCCUCGGUGAGGAGAGAAGGCCGUGUUUGACGGAUGAGGAGGAGAGUGGUAGUAGUACAAGUAGCUGUGACGAAAUGGCUGUGCAUGACUCGAGUGAUACUGCUAGUGCGGGCAGUCCUGCAAACACAAUAUCCAGCAGUACACCUGGCUCAAUGGGACCAUCGACUGGCACUGGAACAAUCAAUGUCGGUGCAUUUCAGCAAGAAAGUACAGCGGAUAUCAGGAUUUCUCUUGUCCCACCGACGCCUGUUGCACCUGGGCCACAGCAGCCCACGACUGCUAGUGGACAGUCGACGAAUAGUCGAGAGGAUUACGAUAGCUCCGCUACGGAGACGGCGGACGAGGGUCAGGGUGGGGCAGAUGUGGAAAAUGCAAAUUCAACAGCACCAUUAACAACAACAACAAGUACAAGUACGAUAUUACAAUCACACACGGCCUCACAGUUGCAACAACCAACGCAACGCGAACAACCACCCCCAGGACACUCACCGCCGACAAUAAGCAAUGCCAAUCCACUGACUGUCAAGGAUCUCAUGUUCGAUGUUAUUGAGAUGCAGCUCAAACGAAAUCCCAAUAGUACGUCAACGAGUUCAGUAACACCCACGAUAUCAAGUAUUUUGAAGACAGAUCACAGAAACGAUAUCACAUUUGUUCGCGAAUUUAAGCCAUCGUCGAGUUUACCCUCUACUGCCAUGUCCAAUAGGGACUCGAAUUUGGCAACACUAUCAGUCGUUUCUGUACCACAUCACAGAUCAGCACCAAGUCCUCAACAAAUUGGUCAAAUGCAGGCGACAAUAACACCAAUGCCCCCAGUGCCCCCACCGAACCAGCCGCCGUCAGCCGACCUCCUCCCAAAGGAGGGUCUCGUAGUGAUGCAAGUCCAGCAGGCCCUGCGAGAGACGGAGGGCACCCUCGACCUCAGCAUAAAGAAGCCGCGUCAGCAGCCACCCCCUCCCCAAUCCCAGCCGCAGCCUCAAGACUACAACCACACCCUCCAGCCUCCCCACAAAGCCCCCCAGAUGACGAUGUAUCGUCCCGAGCCCCCACCUGGUGCUUACUACCACCCGCACGCUCACGAGCAGGGUCGAGGAGCAAAGAGCCCCCUCGUAUACGCCUCAUCCCCUCGUCCCCAGGCGCCGAUCACCCCGAAGAUGAACAAAGUCGCAGUGCCCCCACCCCCCCACCCCAAGCUCUCCCCAAAGCUAGCGAACAUGGGCACACCCCACAAAGGUGGUUCAAUAACCCACGGGACUCCAGUCUCAGGUGCCAGAUACGAGGGCCUCCUCCGUCAGAUGACCCCACCAGGUACAGCAGCGCCAUCAGCCAACCCCCCAGCCCCCAAGGAGUCUGGCUCCAUCACGCAGGGCACCCCAGUCCACCCGUUCACCGUCGAGAAACGUCCGAUGUACGACUACCAUCGUCCCAUCAGACACUCCCCAGCGACAACCAAUGCCCCACCCCAGAGUCCCAAUCCGGGAGUUGUCGUCACCCACAGCAACUACAACUCCUACUCAGCAAGACCACCACCAAGCUACACGAUGGAGCAGCAGCUGUCCUCCCGCCAGAUAAUAAUGAACGACUACAUCACGAGCCAGCAGAUGCACCAGCGUCGAGGCACAAGUGCUAGCAACGAGAGUUCAAGUAAAACCGAGCCCCCACCUGCUACUCUCUACUACACGGGUACCCCACCACCCCCAGCGCCCCCUCAGUCGCACACACAGGCACGACAGGGUGUGAUUCAGAGGCACAAUCCUCAGAAGCAAAUCCAUUACCAUCCACCACCUGCGGGACUCGAGGCAUUUUCGAGUCUAGUCGAUGUUGCUGUUCAACAACCCAGUUUACCUGUACCUCAUCCCCAUGGACAUCCUUCCUCGGGGAGUAGUCACGAGGGUCUCGGCAAGACAAUGGCAGACCGAUUGCUGGCUGAUAGGUACGUGGACAAUAAUCGUGCUUAUCGAGAGCAAGAGCUGAGGAUUCAGGAGCACAGGAUGGCGAUGCAGCAUGCUGAGAGAAUGGCCGCUGCACACCAGCAGCAGAGGGACAGAGAACGAGAUUUGGCGCAUAUUCGGGAGAAGGAGGAGCACAGAUUGCAGAGGGAGAGGGAGAAGGAGUUGCAGCAGUUGGAGCACAGAUUAGCUGUGCAGCAUCAUCAGAGGGAGAAGGAUAUGCAGCAGGAGAGGAUAGAUAGGGAGAAGCAAUUGCAGCAUGAGCACAUGAUGCAGCAGAGGGAGAAGGAGGAGAGGCUGAGGGAGAAGGAGAUUCAGCAUCAGAGGGAGCAGAUUGCUGCGCAUCAGAGGGAGAAGGAACACCAGGAGCACAGGAUGGCACAGCAGAGGGAGAAGGAGAUUCAACAUCAGAGGGAGCAGCUUGCGGUGCACCAGAGGGAGAAGGAGAUGAGGGAGAAGCAGGAGCACAGAAUGGCUGUGCACAGGGAGAGGGAAAUGGCGCAUCUUCAUCAGCAGCAGAGGAUGCAGGAGCAGCAGCAGAUGCAGCAGCACAUUCUGGGACAGAGGAUGGAGGCUGAGAGGCGACACAUGGCGCAGAUCUACAGGGAUCAGCAGCAUCAGCACAUUGACAGGGAGUCGGGGAGACUACUUGGCAGUGGUUUCUCACAGUCCUCCAGGCCUCAGCAACCUCAACAACCUCCUCCUCAGCAAGCGCCAGCCUCGUCGAGGCCUAGUCCUGCCUCUUCGAAUUCUCAGUCUGGAGACAAUUCGUCUACACUCACUGCUGCCAGUUUGAUCGAUGCGAUUAUCACGCAUCAGAUCAAUCAGAGCUUUAAGAGCACUAGUGGAGCUCCUGCUGUCAAUAAUCAACCUACUAGGCCGGGCGAUAGACUUUUUCAGGGAUUCCAUCGUGAUACUCAAGCCGAACCCAACGGUGUAGCUCACAGUCCAGCGGCUGAGAGUUCCGUAGCCAAUAGUGGACCACCCAGUGAACCCCCGAGGGAUGGAAAAACAAUAACCCUUGGAGAGCACAUCGAGCACAUCGUCACGAAGGAUUAUGGACCACCACACGCGUCCUACCGUUCGUACCCAGGUUAUCCAUUGGCAGACGAUCAAUGGAAGCGUCGUGAGGCAGAUUCUGAGCCUGGCAAGCCUGGUGACGAGCGUCAGAUAAUCCGUGUGUCCCAGGGACAGCAGCAGUCACAGCCCCCUCCGCAGCCCCAGCAGCCACCCACAUCUGUUGCAAAGCAGUUUCACAGCGUAGAGCCAGUAUCUCCACCCGAGGCAACCCAGAAUCACUACGCGAGACGAUUUUACGAGUCUGCAACAGCCACGACAACAUCAGCAACGCCUCCCAAGCCCCACCUGUCCCCUCUGGACUACGUGAAGAAUAAAAUUGUCGAGGUGAUGAGGACCUCCGAGGACGACAAAACAACUGGCAGUGGGGAGAGAGGAAGUGGUAAUGGCACUGCUGACAAGGAUGACAAGCCUGCUGAGAGCCCCUCAGGUGAAAUGGUCAUCGACGAGAGUCCAAAUCCACAGACUCAACAGCCACCACCAGCACCAACGACCUUCUACCCAUUCAGUGCACUGGGAGUUCACACAGGACCACCUCCAGCACCUCCUCCACCCACUGCAGGCUCCACAACAGUGACCAAAAGCGAACAGAUGGAGCCAACACCACUUCUCUCAGCUCAGUACGAACCACUGUCCGAUGAGGAUUGAUCGAACAUCUGGAGUCAUCCCCAUCUCUGAUGUCUCGCUGUCUAGUGGCUUGCUUGGAACAUUUUUUUUUAUCAAUCUUUCAAGGGUCUCCUUAUUUUGGAGGGAAUUGUUCAUGAAGGCAAUUUCUCUUCACUUCGUUUUUUUAUAAAGAUCAUUUUUACGUGAAUUUGAAUGCUAAAGGACUUUAGGAAAAUUUAUGAUUUUAGAAAUUUAGCGUUGUACAUGAUUUUUUAUCGAGAUGUCAUUCCAGUCGACUCUGCACUUUUUUUUAUUAUUGAAUUUUACGAUGAAAAUUUUCAUAACUUUGUGUCGAAAUUUUUUUUGGGAAUGAUCAAGUGCGUGAAUUAUUGAAAAUCAGAGUCAUUCCUUAUUUUUUGUUUUGUAAUGAGAAAGAUUGUACGGUGGAUAAGUCCAACGAGAGGAUAAACAUUGAUGUGGAUAGGAGAUUUAAUGAAAUUAACAAAAUGCCGGCUUUCUAGUGCAUGGCAUCGACGCUUAUUUGCAAUUACCCGAUGGACAACUUGAAUUGAUGAAUUAUUGGCCAACAGUGGGCGGUUGAUAAUGAUGUAUUUGAAUUGUCGUGUUUUGUGCAAAAUGAAUGGUAAUAAUUUUUUCUUUUGUAUAUAUUAUAAAUGGAUAAUCGUUAAAACGAUGAACGAAUGGUACGACGUUAAAGGUGUGCGUGUUUUUAUUUUGAAUGAGUCUGUGAUGAGUACCAGUGUGAGAUACUAAAAAGUUAAUACUGUCUUUUAGAGCCCAUUUGAGGGACUUUGGUGAAAAAAAAACCAAGGAUGAACAAACGAUUGCCACACGCUUCUGGGAUACAGAAAGAGAGAGAUCUCGUACUGUUGUGUGAUGAAAACGUCUAUGAAAUGAAAAUCAUCCCUUUUCUGUUCAAUUAAUUUUCAUUUUCUUUGGUAAAAGUGGUUGAUAAAUUUGUAACAUGUAAGCGUUGUAUAUAGUACAUAAUAUUUACAUUUUAAGACGAGCAAGUAAUUAUAUGAUUACUAGAUUAUAUUAAUAAUGAUAAGUGGCUAGAAGUUUUUAGUAUAUAAGAUGAAAAAAAUUUAGGUAGCAUUAUAGAAGGUAGAAAUUAAAAAAAAAAAAUGAAAAAUAAAUAAUUCACGAACUGACUAGGGAACUUCUCUCAAGACUACGUUCUCUUCAUGAUAAAGAAAAUGAAUAAUGAAAAACAACAAAUUACAGACAAAACAAAUUAUGAAAAGAUUAAUAAUAAUAACAUGAAUUAUCAAUGAAAGAAUGAAUGUGAAUUUUAUUUGACUCAUUAAAUUAACUGGAAAUUUUU
Diachasma alloeum is the source of this 9375-nucleotide messenger RNA. RefSeq names its product protein split ends (gene Smr). Lineage: Eukaryota; Metazoa; Arthropoda; Insecta; Hymenoptera; Braconidae. Gene Ontology annotation, biological process: regulation of transcription by RNA polymerase II. The record is from RefSeq and is a predicted model, not a curated record.